This is a messenger RNA of Cynoglossus semilaevis (tongue sole), 3119 nucleotides long. Its product is annotated as calpain-5. The record is from RefSeq and is a predicted model, not a curated record. The transcript is spliced from 13 exons. Gene Ontology annotation, cellular component: cytoplasm. Gene Ontology annotation, biological process: proteolysis. Lineage: Eukaryota; Metazoa; Chordata; Actinopteri; Pleuronectiformes; Cynoglossidae. Gene Ontology annotation, molecular function: calcium-dependent cysteine-type endopeptidase activity. The coding region runs from base 285 to 2135 and encodes 616 amino acids.
ACCUGUUUCUCACACACACACACACCCACUCACCCAACCAGCCACACACAAACACACACACAGAGAGUUUAGGUAAAGGUAUUUAGACAAGUCCUCGUAGCCAGAGGUUUCAUUUUGGUCUUUGGAGAGGAGGACGUCACAGGACGGAGCCACGGAAAAAACAACAUGAACUUCAUGAUCUGAAGUCAAGUCACAGAAGUCACAGGAAGAACACAGACGGCGUCUGUUGACUGAAACGCUCCGUGCUCAGGACUCGGCAGCUGCGAGCCUUCAUCGUUGGGACCAUGUUCUCCUCGGCCGUUCCGUACAAAAACCAGCACUACGACGAGCUGAAGAAGAACUGCAUCAAGGACAAAGUGCUGUUCGAGGAUCCAGAGUUUCCAGCCACCAAUUCAUCCAUAUAUUUUAGGAAACCACCUCCAGGAAGGGUCCAGUGGAAGAGACCUGGGGAAAUCACCACUGGUCAACCUCACCUGUUUGUUGAGGGCAUCAGUUCCCACGACCUGAACCAGGGAGUUGUGGGAAACUGCUGGUUCGUGGCUGCCUGUUCCUGCCUGGCUUUAAAACCAAACCUCUGGAAGAAGGUGAUUCCAGAUUGGAAGGAGCAGGAAAAAAACCCAGAAGAUUACGCCGGAAUCUUUCACUUCCAGUUCUGGAUUUUUGGUCAGUGGGUGGACGUGGUCGUGGACGAUCGGCUGCCGACAAUCAACGGGGAACUCAUCUACUGUCACUCCAAAACCAACAAUGAAUUCUGGAGUGCUCUGCUGGAGAAGGCGUACGCCAAACUGUCCGGCUGCUACGAGUCGUUGGAGGGAGGAAACACCGGAGAUGCCGUGGUGGACUUCAGUGGAGCCGUGACAGAAACCAUCAACAUGGAGGGAGAAGAUUACUUCAAGGACCAGAAGAAGCAGGACACGUUGUUUGAAGAUCUGCUGAAGGUCUACGACCGUGGAGGGAUCAUCAGCUGCUCCAUCAAGGGGGAGCCACAUGAAAUAGAGGCCAAGAUGGCUAACGGCCUGGUGAAAGGCCACGCCUACUCUGUGACGGCGGUGAAGCAGGUGCGUCUGGGGGAGGGUCACGGGCUCCUGGCCUACUUCAAAAACGAGACCAUCCCCAUGAUCCGCAUGAGGAACCCCUGGGGAAAGAUCGAGUGGAAAGGGCCCUGGAGCGACAGCUCUGAAGAAUGGCAAAAGGUUGGAGACACAGAGAGGGGGAACCUUGGCAUCACAGUGGAGGACGACGGGGAAUUCUGGAUGGCGUUCCCCGACUGGUGCAAGUUCUUCACAGACGUGGACCUUUGUCGUCUCAUCAACACCUCGGUGAUCAGCGUCCACAAGACGUGGAACGAAGUCGUUCACUUUGGGAGCUGGACCAAACACUAUUUGUUUGACGUCACCAAGGAGGUGGACGAAGUUCUGGUCUCCCUGCAGCAGAGGGACAUGAAGGUCCACAGGAAGUUCGGCCAAGGAGAAAAUCUGACCAUUGGAUUUGGAAUUUUUAUGGUGGAGUUAAAUAGAAAGUAUCGAAUGCACGACAUCCUGACCCAGAAGAACAUGUCCACGUCCACCUACAUCAACGCUCGGACGGUGUUCAUGAGGUGCCAGCUGCCGAAGGGCCGCUACGUCAUCCUGCCCACCACCUUCAAACCCCAGACCAUGGGCGAGUACAUGAUCAGAGUUUUCACUGACGUGGAGUCAGGCUGCAGGGAGCUGACAGACGACCAGCCGAGGGUCCGGUGCUGGAGUUCAUUCCUGGGUUACCCUCAAGCCGUGACCCACAUCUACGUCCACGGAGCCGAAGGACUUCAGAACCAAGAUAGCACAGGAGGUGCAGACCCCUACGUGGUCAUAUACUGUGAAGGUCGGUCGGUGAAGUCCACCAUCAAGAAGGACACCCUGCAGCCGGAGUUCACCACCAGUGCUGUCUUCUACAGGAAGAAGCCCAGAAAACCCAUAACUGUGGAGGUGUGGAACAGUAAUGCAGUGAAGGACGAGUUCAUGGGUCAGGUGAUCCUGUCGGGCUCGGUGAACGACACCAGCAACCCCCAGAGGCUGCAGCUGAGGAAGAGCGGCCGGCAGAGGGGGGACGAGAUCAGCCUGAGGGUCGUGACGUCCACUCAGCUGACCGCCAUAUGACCGCGUUCUGGGUCUCGGGUCUGGACUGGAGUUUUGGGACAGGUCCCUGUGUGUGAGCAGAACCUGUAUGUAUGUUUACAGGUUUUACACCUGAUUGUGACUAAGAGACCGAGGGAGUGACCAAAGGUCAGAGGUCAAAUGUUUCUUUCUUACAUUUUGAUACUUUUUUGGAUAACCUGUGAUUUUAUAUCAACGUGUUGGUCAGUUACUUACAGAGAAACCGUUGCUCUUUGACAUUAUUAAAAUCACUAAAGUCUUACAUUAAAACUUAAAUGUUUUAAACCUUUUUUAGUCUUUUUAUAGGUGUUUUUUUUUUUUACUUUAUGUACGACAUAUUUUGUAUUUUCUCCAGUCAUUUUGAAGGUAGUUCACAAUCAUUGGUUCUUGUAAUUAAUAACAAAGUGACAACUGUAAAUGACUGAAAAGACAAAUACACUCACUUGCAGUAUCUUUAAGUACUCCGUGUCAGUACUCUGUUGGACUCCUCUGGGUCAUUAACCCACGAUGUCAGCUGUGAUGUGGUGACCUCGGCCUUUUGGUGAUUAAUGAUUCGAAAAAAGGUGUAGUUUGUGUUUCAGCUCCAGACAACAGUGGCGCUCUGUGCUAUAUAUAGCUGUCUUAUUCUCCAGUCAAACAAAUGUAAGGCUUAAAACUAAGGUUUAAACUUAGUUUGUUUGUGAAAUCACCUCAUGUGGCAAAAUGUUUCAACAAAGUAAAGGAUUUGAUUUAUAACAUAUAAGUUAUAUUCACACACAAUAUUUUUUUUCUCAACUUUUGAACCAGUCUGAAGAGUCAACUCUCGUGACUGGAAUCAACUAUUUUUUUUUCUAAACAGUAACUGCUGCUCAACAUAUGUAUAUUUACCUUUUUUUUUUAUUCUUCUCUGUAAAAUCAAGAUUUUUUCACAGUAAAAUCCACCUGUCGGUUGUUAACGAACACGGAAUGUUUCAUUUUAAAGACACUUAAAUGUUUUUUUUAUUCUGA